Eremomyces bilateralis CBS 781.70 is the source of this 908-nucleotide messenger RNA. Its product is annotated as P-loop containing nucleoside triphosphate hydrolase protein. Gene Ontology annotation, cellular component: nucleus; cytoplasm. Gene Ontology annotation, molecular function: AMP kinase activity; ATP binding; ATP hydrolysis activity. The transcript has a single exon. Bases 133 to 666 code for a protein of 177 amino acids. The record is from RefSeq and is a predicted model, not a curated record. NCBI's taxonomy places the organism in Eukaryota, Fungi, Ascomycota, Dothideomycetes, Eremomycetales, Eremomycetaceae.
GCUUCCUGUAACCCGGCAUGUGCACCAUGAUGAAAUACAGAUGUGGGCUGGAUUUGACAGAAUGAGUGCGGAGUAACGUAUUAGUCCAAUCAUCGCACUUUCGCUCCCAGUCCGCGCACAACGAAGCAUACAAUGGCUCGCAGCAGUCCAAACAUUAUUAUCACCGGCACGCCGGGCGUCGGGAAGUCCACCCAUUGCGAACAACUAGCGGAAGCUACAGGGCUCAAACAUAUGUCCAUCAAUCAAAUCGUCAAGGACCGAAACUGCGCCGAAGGCUUUGAUGACGAAUUGAAGAGCUGGAUCGUAGACGAGGACAAGCUGUUGGACGCCAUUGAAGACGAGGUUAAAGACGGGGGAUAUAUCAUUGACUGGCACGCUUGUGAUAUCUUUCCUGAGAGCUGGAUUGAUCUGGUGGUUGUUCUUCGCUGCGACACCGCGGUACUCUAUGAUCGCUUAAGCGGUCGAAAGUACAGCCCCAAGAAGCUAGAGGAGAACAUGGACGCGGAGAUUAUGCAGGUGCUCCUGGACGAGGCGAGAGAAGGAUUUGCCGAGGAGAUCGUGGUGGAGCUACAGAGCAAUACCAUCGAGGAUGUCGACACCAAUGUGGAACGUAUUAAGACAUGGGUUGAGAAUUGGACACGAGAUACUGCUCCGGCAACAAGUUGAAAGUGGCACCAGAAAGUACUGUACUGUGCAAGCUCUAUAUCUCGUGUACAGGCGCAUUCAGGUAUGGUAAGCCAGAUCCGUUCCAUCUUUACCGGAACCGCCGUUACUGACUCAUAAGUUCAGACUUGCUCCUUCAACCACUCCUGAAGCUUCUCUAAAGCCUUCCCACGGUGGGAGACCUUGUUCUUCUCCGACUUCUCCAUCUCCGCAUACGUCUGACCCUCAUACUCAAAUGACGAAUC